Striga asiatica is the source of this 2733-nucleotide messenger RNA. The record is from the annotation of a GenBank genome assembly. Lineage: Eukaryota; Viridiplantae; Streptophyta; Magnoliopsida; Lamiales; Orobanchaceae.
AUGCCCCUCAAAUCUCGCUCUUUAGUUAUUCCAUUGAUCUUGUUGAGUGCGAUGGUUUUGAUUCCCAAUGUAGCCUACUCCUCAGACGUCGGCCGGCCGGCGACCUUGAAACCCGAAUAUCUCAAGGGCGACGAGGUGUUGGAGAUCGGUAAUUUCUCUGUGACUGAAUACAAUAAACAGAACAAAAAAAAUCUCGAAUUUAAUGACGUAGUCCAAGGCACCAAACAAGUGGUGAACGGAAUUAAGUACAGUCUUGUGGUCAACGCCACGGAUGCCGGAGCUGCCGGGAACUACUCCGCGGUUGUGGUGGUCAAGGCGUGGGAGAAGAUACCCAAUACGCUCGAAUCCUUCAAAAAAAUAAUGAGGGUCGCGAGCCGAAGGGAUUCCGUGGGAUCGACUCAGCUAAGGAAAAUAGGAGGCUGUUUGUCAAGCGUCGGCGGCGGCAGCCGCGGCCGUUUAGGUCCGCUGCCGGCGCGCCUACCCUCAGUGCAGCCAUCGCUGGUUCGGAAGCUAUCUGUGGCCGAAAACAGCGAUGGCGGCGCUGAGAAUGCCAAAAUGAAAGCCUUGUUCAAGUCGAAGCCCAAGACACCCGCAGAUUUGGUGAGACAGACCCGCGAUCUACUCAUCUUCGCCGACGACGUCGCUCCCGACACUAAGGAGAGCAAGCGCGAUGAUAAGAUGAUGGAGUUGGGAAAGCUUAUCCGAGAAUUAAAACAAGUUCUUUAUGGGGAUAGUGAAUCUGAGCCCGUGGCAGAAGCCUGUGCACAGCUGACGCAGGAGUUCUUCAGAGAGAAUACUCUUCGUCUGCUAAUUAUAUGUCUUCCAAAGUUGAACUUAGAGACACGAAAAGAUGCUACACAGGUUGUUGCAAACCUGCAGAGACAACAGGUUCAAUCGAGGUUGAUCGCUUGUGAUUACUUGGAAAAGAACAUAGACCUCCUGGAUAUCUUGAUAUCAGGUUAUGAGAAUAAUGAACUGGCAUUACACUACGGUGCAAUGUUGAGGGAAUGCAUACGCCACCAAAGUGUUGCACGAGUGAGAAAUAAGGGGAUGUUAAAGUACAUAGUGUCUAGGCAUUCAGUCACUAACAUGAUUCAUGUUUUCUUUCAGGAACUUUUGACUCGGCAUAAAUCAACAGUAGCUGAAUUUCUUUCCAAAAACUACGACUGGUUAUUGGGUGAUAUUCUGCUCGACCGUUCAAACUCAGCCGUGAUGACUAAAUAUGUUUGCUCAAGGGACAACUUGAGGAUCCUCAUGAAUCUUCUUCGGGAAUCUAGCAAGAGUAUACAGAUUGAAGCUUUUCAUGUUUUUAAGUUAGCUCCGCUUUCAGGUGCCAAAGUGAAAUUGAGAAAACUCGAAACAAUUUCAACCAUCGACUUCCCAAUCAUCCAAUCUCCACAAAGUGAAAAUGGCAGCAAAAGGCAGGUCCCAGAAGAGAUUUGUUCAAUGGAGGAAUUCUUGGCCACGGCAGUGGACGCCGCUAAGAAGGCUGGAGAGAUUAUUCGUUCAGGAUUCUACGAGACGAAGCGUGUGGAGCACAAAGGCCAAGUGGAUUUGGUCACGGAGACUGAUAAGGCAUGUGAAGAACUCAUAUUCAAUUUUCUCAAACAAACAUACCCGGACCAUAAGUUCAUAGGGGAAGAAACUACUGCUGCAUGUGGAGUGACAGAAUUGACCGAUGAACCAACUUGGAUUGUUGAUCCUUUAGAUGGAACGACUAAUUUUGUUCACGGGCAAGCAUCAAAUGUUAUUUUUAUAUUUUUCCUGCAAAAAAUGUUUCCUUUCGUAUGUGUAUCUAUAGGGCUAACAAUUGGACGAAUUCCAACUGUCGGUGUUGUUUAUAAUCCUAUAAUGGAUGAGCUUUUCACUGCCGCUCGAGGAAAAGGUGCAUUCCUCAAUGGAAAACCCAUCAAAGCAUCAUCUCAAACUGAGCUUGUGAAGUCUCUUCUAGCAACGGAGGCAGGUACAAAACGUGACAAGUCUACUUUGGAUGCCACCACAAAUAUGAUCAAUAGCUUACUCUUCAAGGUUAGGUCCCUCCGUAUGAGUGGCUCUUGUGCAUUAAAUCUCUGUGGCAUUGCUGCUGGAAGGCUUGAUAUCUUCUAUGAACAAGGUUUUGGAGGCCCUUGGGAUGUAGCUGCUGGAGCUUUAAUUGUAACCGAAGCUGGAGGUCUCGUAUUUGAUCCCUCCGGGAAGGACUUCGAUAUAACAUCUCAGAAAGUAGCAGCUUCGAAUUCUUACCUGAAGGAAGCGUUUAUUGAGGCAAUGCAGCAAUCAAAAUAAGAGAAGAAACUCUACCCCAGCUAAGUUUUUGUUGCUUUCAGAAAACGAUUAUGAAGACAGCCUUUGAUGUGCGCUGCUGAAAGAGCAUUACUAGUGGGGAAUUACAUCAUGCAUUUCAUUCUUAUCUGGCAGAUUCUUGAUUGUAUAAUCAAACAUGACAUAAGUUUCUAUUGAUAAAUCUGUUGUACGGUGUUCUGUUGCAAGAACUGGGAAAAAAUUGAAAUAACGAAGAAAAAAUUGUCUGUCUUCAGUAUUCUUUGUAGCUUCCAUGUGGGGUUUUGCUCUUAAUUGUGUUAUUUGAAAUGAGCAGCUCAUGAGCUUCAACUUGUUAAGGCUUGAAUUGGGUUCAUUUAUUUUGAGAGAUUAAUUUAUGCUACUAAAGUAUUUGCUUAAAUACUAAACCGAGUAGCUGCAGUUAACCCCAAUAGGAAUGACCAAAAAACAUUUCAA